Messenger RNA from Symbiodinium natans, 1863 nucleotides. The record is from the annotation of a GenBank genome assembly. Lineage: Eukaryota; Dinophyceae; Suessiales; Symbiodiniaceae.
AUGGCCUUGACUCACGGCAUCAGCGAGGAUUUACUCCGCGUUGACAACCCCGAUGAAGUUGAAGCCAUGUCGCCAUCGGACAGAGAGUCGAUAUUCUGCUUCGUGGAGUCCUGGUGGUUCCACCUGGUUGCAGCUUCCGUCAUCUGCUCCAAUACCGUCAGUAUCGUCUUGGAAGCAGACUCGGAGGACUUGGUCAAGAAGCUGUACUGGCUAGACCAAGCCACUUUGCUCUUCUAUGUCUUGGAGCUACUUUGCCGGGUAGGUUUAUGGAAGUGCCGGCUUCUUUGUGGCCCACGUCACCUGCUACUUUGGAGCCUCCUGGACCUCAUCGUGGUCGGAGCCGGGGUUCUUGACCAGUGGCUGGCCCCUAUUCUGCCCGUUGAUACAGGAUCAUGGUCCAACUUGCUUGGCGUCAUCCGUUUGCUGCGGCUGACUCGAGUGUUCAAAGUAGUUGGUUUUGUGCUCGAGUGGGACUUGUCCUUCACGGAGCAACCCACUUUCCAGUCCUUCAUCGGCGGUGUGAUUGCGUUCAACGCUUUGCUGAUGGGAUUCGAGACUGACUAUGAGUGGGGCGGUUGGGCGGUAAUUGAGAACUUCCUAUUGUGCAUCUACGUGUUCGAGCUGGUCGUGCGCAUGAAACGGCUGGGUUGUUUUUUCUUCUCUUGCGACAGUCCAGAUCUUGUCUGGAAUUUGCUGGAUUUGGCGAUCGUGGUCAGUUCAGCGGGCGAUUCGUGGCUGGUGCCUUUGGUCAACGUGGCCAGGAAAUCAUUCCAGGGAGAUCAAAGCACACGUCGAAGCAGCAAAGCAGCGCACGGUGUCAAUGUUGGCCAGCUGAUGAUGCUGAUGCGACUGCUUCGAUUACUUCGAAUUCUGCGUCUGGCAAAGCUUGUGAAGUCUGUUCGGCCACUGUACAUUCUCGUGGUUAGCGUCACGGCGGCUGUUCAAGGGGUGGUUUGGGUGCUGGUCCUCACCGUGGUUACUCUUUACGCCAUGGGUAUAUUGACGACGAGACUCAUAGGUCACAAGAUGAUCUUCGAAGCAGGGGAAGAGGUGGACGAAGCUUUGAUAUUGCCCUUCAAGACUGUGCCAGACAGCAUGUUCACUCUCUUUCGGGUCAUGAGCGGUGCUCAAUCUGACUCGGAGUCUGCUGCUUUGGACAGCAUUAUGGACAACAUUCCGACGUUCAAGUUUGCAUUUGUGUUCUUUAUGGUGACAAGCUCGUGGACGCUGCUGUCCAUACUGACAGCAGUUGUCAGCGAAAACAUGAUCUCCACGACUUCCAGUCAAGAGAAGGAGAUCCAGCUCAUGUCAGAAGAAGAAGACCGGAAGCGCCACAUUGAAGACUUGAAGGAGCUCUUCAAGGAAAUUAACACCAGAGGCGAUGGGAUUGUGCGGGAGAAGGACUUGAUGCAUUUCCUCUCGAUCCCUGACAACGCAUACGAGACAGCCAAAAUGUGUCGCGUUCCCGUUCGGCAUGUAACGGAGGUCAUGAAGACGCUUUCAAUUAAUCAGCAAGUCAUUCAUAUGGAAGAGUUUGUGGAAUGCUUGCUCGACGUUGGAAAUCCUGUGACCGAAAAGUCAACGAUGAGGUUGGAAGCCCUCCACCUCGAAACCAGAACGCAGAGCUUGAGGAAUUGCCAGAUUUUGGAAGACAUUUGCACCUCACUGAAGAGCAACAAGGACCGCAUCGUCGAUGGUGGUGAAGACCAGAUCAGCAAGCUGAUGCAGAGUACCAUGCAUCAUGGUGAGGCCAUCGCGCGCCUUCAACAUUCUGUGGAGGACCUCAGCAGAAAAAUGGAUAAUAUGACGGAGAUGCUUGCAAAAACCGCCGGCAGAGAGUUUGGACUGAAGCGUAUUCAUUGA